Molecule: messenger RNA, 1217 nt
Organism: Gamsiella multidivaricata
Lineage: Eukaryota; Fungi; Mortierellomycota; Mortierellomycetes; Mortierellales; Mortierellaceae
Exons: 4
Coding region: 137-1186 (349 amino acids)
Source: RefSeq, a predicted model, not a curated record
CUCUUUCCUUCUCCCCUUCCACUUGCCCUUCAUUCUUUUCUUCACUCAACUUACUCCACUUUGUCUUCACAUUCGUCUUUUCUUCGGUCCUAACAGUGCUCCAGUGAAAAAAAAACCAAAAAAAAAAAAAAAAACUAUGUCGUUUCCAACAUACCUCGGAAACAGUGCUUUCUGGAAGACUUUCUUCACCCCAGACCGUUACUCCUACGACAAGAUCCCAGACCUCAGUGGCAAAGUCGCCAUCGUGACCGGUGCCAACGCCGGUAUCGGAUAUGCCAUCACUGUUGGACUAGCCAGUCGCGGUGCUCAUGUCAUCAUGGCUUGCCGAUCAGAGUCCAAAUGCACCAAAGCAAUGGCUGAGAUCCGGGAUGAGAUUAAAGCAAAGUUUCCAGAUGCGCCCAAGGAUGUUCAACUGGAAUUUCUGGAGCUGGACUUGAAUGACCUGAACAAGGUCAAGGCCGCUGCGGAGACAUUUCUGAGCCGAGGGCUGCCGUUGCAUAUCCUAAUCAACAAUGCCGGCAUCAUGGGGACACCUUGGAGAUUGAGUGCGGAUGGAAUCGAGGAGCAGUUCGCUGUCAACUAUCUUGCUACAUUUGUUUUCACAAUGGGGCUUCUGGACAAAUUGAAGGAGAGUCAACCAUCGCGUAUUGUCCUUGUAAACUCCGUUGGACAUGAAAUGUCCGUAUCUGGAGGCAUUAACAUUGAUAGGAUCAACGACGAGUCCGAAGGGCACCCAUCAGCUCGCUACGGCCGUUCAAAAUUCGCCAGCAUGCUGUUCAUGAAAUCUCUCACCCGCCGCCUUGCAUCUGAACAAAUCUAUGUCAACUCUGCACAUCCCGGCAUCGUUGAUACCGAGAUGUGUCGUCAUUCCGCCGACGCCUACGGAUGUUUUCUCACACAGAUCAUGCGCCUAACCGCAAAGACCGUGGCUUACACACCGGCAAAGGGAGCACUCACACCGCUGUAUUGUGCAACGAGUCCAGAGAUCGAGGAAAAGGCCGAGAAGGAUUCGGAUGUGAGCGGAAUCAGGGGCAAGUUCUUUAUCCCAAUUGCGAAUGAGUUGCGACCAAGCAAGUUAACAGAGAGCGUGGAGUUGCAAGAAAAGGUGUGGGCGUAUACAGAGAAACUGAUAAGCGAGAAACUGAACAAAAAAUACGAUUUCUCAACACUGAUGGCCGCCGUAUAGCGGGAUGAAUGUAAUUGUUCGUUUAAUAAAU